AUGCAUGGGCGCGCGGGUGUCCUAGGUCCCUACACGCAGGUGAUUACCGCGCUGCGGGGGGCUCUUGAGGAGGAGUUGGGAAUUGAACGAGAUCUCGCAAGGGCAGAGUGUAAGGUACAGGUCGCCUGUGAAUGGAUUGCCCACGGCGCCAAGCCCCUUGCCUGGUGGGCUCGGGAGAACAUUGGCUACUUUGACGUUGCAGAAGACAGCACACAAUACUUUCUAGGAGGCCCAUUGUACCGAGGGCCACCCACCGUGUGCCUGCAGCGGUGGGGCUUCUGGCAGACCCGAUUCGAGGAGCUGGGGAAAAAUGCUAGCUUGAGAGAUGAGGUACGAAAGGAUGCGCUGGAAGCGGCGGAGACAAUGAACGUGAUCGAGAGGCGCGUAGCCAACACACUAUAA
Messenger RNA from Trichoderma asperellum CBS 433.97, 402 nucleotides. RefSeq lists its product as uncharacterized. The record is from RefSeq and is a predicted model, not a curated record. NCBI's taxonomy places the organism in Eukaryota, Fungi, Ascomycota, Sordariomycetes, Hypocreales, Hypocreaceae.